AUGGAUAUGACUGCAAUCCUCCAGAAUGAUGAAAGUGAAGAAGUCCAAUACAUACUCAAUGAUGCUGAAUUUGUGUUAGAGCCAUCCGAUGUAAAAACUGAAGGCACCAAUGAUGUUGUUUAUACUGAUGGAAGCCAAACUUACUUAAUAAAUAGCAAUAUUAUAAGAAGUGAUGAACAAACACUUGUACUCCAAGAAGGAGACAAUAUUGGCCAACUAUUAGUCAACAAUGAAAUUGGACAAAUAUUGGUAGUAGGUGAUCAGCUUUCAACUGAAAACCACUUGAUUAAUGAUUCCACAUAUGUGCAAUAUGUUGUUGAAGAUGGCAAUGAUGUAGAACCUUCAGAAAUCCUCUAUGUUAGUGAGGACAGCACAACAAAUGAACAUGAGGAUGAGGAAUCUUCCCUCCAACAACUAGAAUAUGAGAACAUUUGUUCUUUUGACGAAUUACAACUAGCCCAAAGUCAAGUUAUAGACCUAGAGGAAUUAUUCCAACAAGAUGGGAACAUCACAGAUCAGCAAAAUGGGUACCAGUAUGCCAUCUUGAAAAACGGGAAACUGCACAUCCAGACUUGUGCAGCUGAACCGGCAGACACCUCAUUGAUAACUGGGAAAAACCUCAUCACAGGUCAAACAGUCUCUUUGGAAAGCUACAUCAACAAACACCAGUCUAGUGUAGUUCAAUCUACAGUCAAAAGUGGUUCAAGAAGUCAAAGGGGAAAGCUCAAUGGACUCUUGAAUAGGACAUUCAGAUUGGGGGCAAGUGUUAAUGGAAAGCAAUUGGUGGGGAAGGUGGUCCAAGUGAAAACUAAUGUGGAGAAAGGUGGGUGUUUGCAAGGAAAUCAUUCAGCUGCAGCUAAAGCAGGUGGUUCCAAAUCAAAAGCCCACUCUAUCACCUCCUUCCAACAAUUAACAGACAGUCUAAAAUCAGCUGUCAAUCAAAAUUCGGAAAUCUUUCAUUUACUGAGUCGUACGUUGACCGAUCUCAUGGAUGUGGAAGACAUCAAGGCGAAGUUACUGGGAAAAAAGCUAUUCGUGAUGAUGGACAGGAAAUCUCAAGCCAACAAAAAAACGUUAAGCAAGAAGGUGUACUAUAGCGGUGGCACUGUGCAACCGAACGACGUUCCAACAGAGGACGACCCGCAAAAGUGGAAAUUCGUGGCAGAUUUUCUCACGAGAGAUUAUUCGGUGGGUGGAGGAAUGCGGGACUGCUUGAAGCGAAUGUUCUUAAACGGCAAGUACCCGGACGUAGUAAAACUGACGUUGAAAGUGACCAACGAGAAAAACAACAAACGCCAAAUCCGCGUCGUCAUUGAACCGGAAACACAUUGCUGCAGCAAAUGCGCAGACGCUUUCUCGACAGUUGACGAAUUGACGGAUCACGUGGUCCGAGCGCACGGCGCCAGCGGCAAUUUAGGGAACUCGGGACCGCUCGGCGAGCACACGAAGCGACGGCAAGCCGCCAUAGGUCGAGGCGAUCGUGUGUUUCCGUGCGAUUUCGUUGGUUGUGGGCAGUGUUUCGAUACGGAUAAUCUCAGGUUGAGACACUUUCAGACUCACCACGCAGCAGAGGCUAACAGCUCACCGGACGAUCCGCUGACCAUUUCGAAUUAUCAGUGUGCUAUUUGUCCCAAAGCCUUUUCUAGCGUCUGGAAUUUGAAUGCCCACAAAAAAAGUCACGGGCCUAAUAAAGUAUUCGGGUGCGAUCUAUGCAAGAGGACUUUCACUAGGUGCUCCAAUUUACAGAGGCAUCUGGCCGUACACCAUCAAGGAUCAGGAGAAAUGCAUCAGUGUAAAAUUUGCGGAUGCUCUUACCACUAUGUCUCGUCUCUUACCAGGCAUGUGGUCCAAAAUCACUUACAAAGGCAAGAAAUGAAUGUGGAUAUGAAGGGUACAUAA
Phaedon cochleariae (mustard beetle) is the source of this 1899-nucleotide messenger RNA. NCBI's taxonomy places the organism in Eukaryota, Metazoa, Arthropoda, Insecta, Coleoptera, Chrysomelidae. The record is from the annotation of a GenBank genome assembly.